AUGCCAAAAUCACGAACAAAACGUAAAUUAACUAAAAUUAUAGCUGCUUUAUCACUUUCUACUCAACCAAAUCCACUUCUUCUUCAAAAUAAUGAUAUUAAUAAUUCAUCUAAUCAUCAACAAUCACUUCAAAAGAUUUCAUCCGAAAUAGUUAAUAAAAAUGAUCUUGCAAAAUUAAGUACUAUUGUUACUGAUCUUAUAACAGGAAAACACGAUGAAACUAUUUAUGAAGAUUUUUUAUUGAUUUUUAAACAUUUUUCUGUACGUUCAUUACGUGAUGGUCAUCUUGAAGAAACAUUUUAUCAUUUAAUACAAGCAGGAAUUACAUUUAUUCGUACAAAUCAACAACGAUUUGAUAAAAAUAAAUUAGAAGAAUGUUAUCGAUAUAAAUACCAAUCGUGA
Messenger RNA from Adineta steineri, 402 nucleotides. NCBI's taxonomy places the organism in Eukaryota, Metazoa, Rotifera, Eurotatoria, Adinetida, Adinetidae. The record is from the annotation of a GenBank genome assembly.